UGUUGCCGUGUCUAUUAUGUGUGCCAAUGCUUUUGAUAAGAUAAGGACAGCAAGGAACGUUUAAAAGAUACAUGUCGCGGUUCUUUAAGGUGGUGACUACGACACAAUUUGAUAAAAAUGCAGCUCGUGCUUAUAAUAGCGCUUAUAAUUGGCAUCGCAGAUGCAAACACGUUAUCCGUCUGUCCUAACGGCUGGAUAGCGUACGAGGGUUCCUGUUAUCUUUUUGGACAUGAGGAUAUUCCGAUGACAUUCACAGCGGCUGAGCAAUACUGCCGUCAACAUGGCGGCGGCCAUCUUAUACACGUGGAGAACGUUCAGGAAAAUGCAUUCAUCAAGGACCAACUUCGUGAACGCAAACCAAUCCAUUGGUGGCUGGGCAUCACUGACGAAGAAACGGAAGGCAUUUGGAAAUGGUUUGACGACGACAGUGUCGCUACGUACACAGACUUUCAGCCGGAUGACCACGAUACUCUCGACCAGGAUUGUUUGAUAUUUACGUCCGUAUAUGAUUUCCGUUGGGCUGACGUGCAGUGUUCAUAUAAGUUUCCACCAAUAUGUGAAAUAAGAUCGGAACACAUCGAGCCAGGAGUUGUUGGUUAACACAUAAACAGCUACCUAAAAUAUUGGAAAAUGUUGUAUUUCAACCGUGUCCCAUAGACUAGUGUGUUCGUGUAUUUUCAUUGGAUGCAUUCAAUUUUUGAAAUUAAACGAUAACAAUAUA
Dreissena polymorpha is the source of this 721-nucleotide messenger RNA. Its product is annotated as asialoglycoprotein receptor 1-like. Gene Ontology annotation, biological process: biological process involved in interspecies interaction between organisms. The record is from RefSeq and is a predicted model, not a curated record. NCBI's taxonomy places the organism in Eukaryota, Metazoa, Mollusca, Bivalvia, Myida, Dreissenidae. Gene Ontology annotation, molecular function: signaling receptor activity; carbohydrate binding. The transcript has 6 exons. Gene Ontology annotation, cellular component: external side of plasma membrane. The coding region runs from base 118 to 600 and encodes 160 amino acids.